This is a messenger RNA of Lachancea nothofagi CBS 11611, 2061 nucleotides long. The record is from the annotation of a GenBank genome assembly. NCBI's taxonomy places the organism in Eukaryota, Fungi, Ascomycota, Saccharomycetes, Saccharomycetales, Saccharomycetaceae.
AUGGCAGACCAAGGUUCAGUAUCUGGAUCGUCUUUCAACGAUGAUGAAAGCGAAGAUGAGUUGAUUAUGAGUGAUUUUGAUGCCAGCCUUGAGAAGAUAGGACGCGGGUUUCCAAAGAUCAACUUUGGUUCUAUAUGGAGUGGCAAGACCACCGAAUCUGAUACUAGCUCUGUCACAGAAGGUGACUAUGGUCACUGGAGCCGAAACUUUCAGAUGAACACUUUUUUAAACGAUUUGCAUAAGGGACUCAGUUUCCCCAACGCUCUGACUAGGCUUCAAACUGUCAAAGCGAUCACAGAACAGGCUAUUAGCAAUGCCAUGAAAAGCAGGGAUCAAAGUGGCAAUAACGGAGCGUCGGAAGAAGCUGAGACUCGUGUGGGGGCGAAAGAAGAACCAGCGGGAUUGAUACCCGCUGUGAAGCCCAAGAACGCACCCGCUUACAACGACAUGGUCAUUCCGCAGGAUAAAGAUCCCCAGCUACUAGAGGAAGAACUUCUUCUGCUCACAGAACUUCCAAAGGAUCAAAACAACGAUAAAGAUGCACUGCGGCAACGGAUACAGCAUAUCCAAAGCCUUGAAAUCGAGCCAACAAAAAAAGCCAUGAUGAUGCAACGCCUCAUGAUGGGUAAAUACAUGGAAGAGCCGAAGCGACAGCCUACUCCUCAGCAAAAUGUUUUGUGUACUCACAGGGUACCCACUAAUACUGAGAAAGAACCAACUUACCACCAGUCCGGAGUCUUUGGGUGCCAACAUUACGAGAGAAACUGCAAGCUGCAAUGCCAUCGGUGUCUGUGUUGGUACACCUGUCGAUUUUGUCACGAUGAGUCACCCGAAAUCAAAAACUCACACAACCCACAUUUAUUUCAGCGGUCAAAGACUGAACAAAUCCUGUGCAUGCGAUGUCAGCACGUUCAGAAGCCGCAAAAAUACUGUGAAAACUGUGAUGAAGAAAUGGCUAUGUACUUUUGCAGCGAAUGCAAAUUGUUCGAUAACGAUGAAACUAAAGAUAUUUACCAUUGUGACAAGUGUGGAAUUUGCAGAUUGGGACUGGGUCUCGGAAUAGAUUUUUUCCACUGCGAUGGGUGCCAGGCGUGCUUAUCUAUUGAGCUACAAGGAAACCACAAGUGUAUCGAAAGGGCUACCAUGUCAAGCUGUCCCAUUUGCGGCGACUUUAUGUUUACGUCUGUCAAGCCUGUGGUUUACAUGUCUCCCUGCGGCCACGCAAUUCACCAGCAUUGCUUCGACGAAUACACCAAGCAUUCCUACAAAUGUCCUUCUUGUCAAGUUUCUAUCUUGAAUAUGGAGGCACAGUUCCGAGUCUUGGAUAAAGAGAUUGAGGAACAGCCCCUUCCCGUUCCUUACUGCGACUGGAUUUGUUACGUGUCUUGCAACGAUUGCAAAGCCAAGAGCACUUGUAGAUAUCACAUAUUGGGGCUAAGAUGUGGAAAUUGCAUGAGUUACAACACGACCCAAAUCAAGCUGGUAAAGCCAGAGGAAGAGGUCGCGGAAAGCCACGACCAUGACACUUCUGUGGAAGAUUUUGCAAACGACAAAGCGCUAGGGCACCUAAACUCUAUGCGCCAUGAGCUACUCAGUGGCCACUUUCAGCGCGAGGAUGUGUCUCCUCUGAUCACAAUGGAGAAUGAUGGCAAGCUCUCAAAUUUCGAACAAUACAUGAGCGAGUAUUUCCAUGACGUACCCGAGGACUCGAGGAAGACCAAGAGACAGGAGUUCCUGGAGUACAGCUCCCAACACCUAUUCAAUGCGGCAGGCCUUUUCAAGUCGAACAGCCCCCGAGAAGGAAGGAGUUCUAACAGCGACGCAGCAGCUGAGGCUGGUCCUACAAACACCAUAAACAGCACCGGCAUGGUCCGGGCUCCCUCGCUAACCGACAGACUGCGACAAUUCAUCAACGACGCACCGCCGCAACUAUCAAUCUCGGACGCUUUCCAGAGAUUCAUCCAGGGAAGCCACCAGGGCCUCUCUUCCGGAGAUGAGGAUGACGAUUUUUCUGCGCGGUCUGAAUCCGAACGCUCACGGAGCUCUACUACAGAUUUAUGA